Molecule: messenger RNA, 2073 nt
Organism: Impatiens glandulifera
Lineage: Eukaryota; Viridiplantae; Streptophyta; Magnoliopsida; Ericales; Balsaminaceae
Exons: 13
Coding region: 470-1750 (426 amino acids)
Source: RefSeq, a predicted model, not a curated record
CCCAGGCCAGACAAUUCUCUCUCUCUCUCUCUCACACACACACACACAGAGAGAGCGCUGUUUAUCGAUAAAUCAACGAUUCUUUCAACUUCAAGUUGAACCUUGUAUGACUGAUUACCUUUCACGCCUCUUCCUCAAGCGAACGCUCAUACAGGAUAUGAAGUUUGUCCUGUAACCUCUAGCUUGAAGACAAGCAAUUCUGAUUGCCAAUAUUCUCUUUUCAACUUUUGGCCUCAAUCAUUGGUUGAACUCUAGGAUACUUUUGAUUUCCUUCUCAAUAAUUGGACUCUCCUUUUCAUUAUCUUGCCAAGGCUGCUUGCUAUUAUACCUAUGCGGAGAUCAUAUUUAGGUAAUUGCGUAGGAUGAGAAACUGGUAGAAGUUGUCACCUGUCAUAAUCUCCUGAUAGAAGUGCUGAGGAAAUAGAUCGUGCACAAAUUACGUUAGCAGAUACAGUAGUUUUUUUCCCGGAUGGGAUGUUUAGUGUCAACCCCAAAGGAUACUGCUGGAAAUCGACGGCGGCCAACGAACAUUGGGGAUGUUUCUGUUUUUGUUCCUGGCAUGCGGAUUCCCAAACCUACUGACUUUUCUCAAUCGCUUGGUGAAUACUUGUCUAAAAGUAUAGUUGAACGCCUUGCGGCACUUAGAACUCGUAUUGUUGUAAUGGCUGGACAAGAAGCUCCCACAAUCACAAGGACAAGAAGAAAAUCUGCCACUCAGCAUGGAGGUUCCACGCUGGCUGAUCUUCAACAGGCGCUUGAAGAUUACUUGCCUGUUCUUUUGGGAUUAGUUAAAGAUGGAAGCCCACUGCAGCAUAAAGUACAGUUCUCAUGGGUUAACCAGGAAGAUGAUGCGGAGGAAACAACAUUGUCUAAUGCUUGGUACGAGGUCUUGUCUGCUCUGCACUUGAUGGCAGUAUUAUCAUUAUCACAAGCCAACUUGCUGCUGCUCCCAAGAACAUCUUCUGAUGGUUAUCUAGCAAAAGUAUCUGAAGAGAGUAGACGUGCUGCUAUAGAUGUUUUCUUGAAGGCGGCAGGAUUCCUAGAUUGUGCUGUUAGACAAGUUCUUCCCCUUUUGCCGACAGAAUAUAGGAGGAACUUGCCAGUUGAUCUUGCUGAGGGAGUCCUUCGAGCACUUUGCCUUCAAGCAUUGGGGCAGGGUGUUGAUGUCCAACUUGGGAUGGCAAUCGAUAGCACCAAGGCCACACUUGCUGUUAAGAGAAGGCUUGCAUGUGAGAUGGUUAAGUACUGGCAGCAGGCACAAGAUAAUAUUGCAAAUAUUUCACUAUCCAAUGGUUGGGGAGAAAAACAUCAGCUCUUUGUUAAAUGGAAAUAUAUUGAAGCAAAGGCUGCUGCAUAUUAUUAUCAUGGUUUGAUCCUUGACGAAGGAAAUACAGAGAAGUUGCAUGGCAUGGCUGUGGCUGCCUUGCAGGCAGCAGACGAGUAUCUGAAAGAAAGUAAAAGAGCAUGUGAGGCUUUUAAUACCGCUACUCCUGUAUCACGAAACCCACCUCUAUGGGGAACAAUGAAGUACCUAUCAGAAAAAAUACCAAAAGAUACCUCAAGCAGGGUCCGAAUUAACCGGGAUUUGUACACCCAUGAGAGAAUCAUGGAGACUGCACCGACAUUACCAGAUUUUGCUCUGGCCCUUAAACCAGAUGAAUAUGUACUUCCUCCCGUUCACAGCUCAUGGAACGAUGAGAACUGUCAAGUCGGAUAUGGGCUCAAUAAGGUUAUGGGUGAAACAACAUAGUAACAGAUCAAAAGAAGAAAAUAAAAGCAUUACUGCAUAUAGAUGAAGCAAACUGGAUGUCAAAUCUCAUUGUUUUCUCCUCAUGGAACUGUAAUAGAGAUAUGUAGAUGUUCGGAACUGUUGACUUUUUAUGUUCUCUUUCCGCUUGUUUAUGUUAUUUUUUUCUUCUAUUUUCCACUCAUAAAUAGAAAAGCAGGUUACAUUUCUGUUGUAAAAAAAGCUGUCAAUCAAAGAAACUACAUGUCUUUUCUUCCAAAUGUAAGUUGUGAUCUAUUUAUCUACUUUGUUCCAUCGACUGAUAUUGAUUGUUUAUUUAUGUAAUU